Botrytis cinerea B05.10 is the source of this 1358-nucleotide messenger RNA. RefSeq names its product Bcprp18 (gene Bcprp18). The transcript is spliced from 2 exons. Gene Ontology annotation, biological process: RNA splicing; generation of catalytic spliceosome for second transesterification step. Gene Ontology annotation, cellular component: U2-type post-spliceosomal complex; U5 snRNP; U4/U6 x U5 tri-snRNP complex. NCBI's taxonomy places the organism in Eukaryota, Fungi, Ascomycota, Leotiomycetes, Helotiales, Sclerotiniaceae. The record is from RefSeq and is a predicted model, not a curated record. Bases 178 to 1200 code for a protein of 340 amino acids.
GCAAUCUGACGACAACAUCUUCUACAUAAUCAACAAUUCAAUUUCUCGCUCAAUUUUAUCUAUUUACGAAAUUUGGAAAGAUACAGAAACGAUAAAAACGUUUAUAUUAAUCAAAAAUCACCAAUUCGAUUACCAUAAACACAAUCAUCCUCGGCGCAAACCAUCACAACCGCCAUCAUGGAUUUCGCAUCUCUCAUGUCUAAAGAGAUAUCCAAAAAGAGCGAAUCUUCCACCGAUACCUCUAAGAAAUACAUGAAGCGGUCUGAAAUUGAAGCGGAACGACAGGCCAAAUACAUGGCCGAACAACGCGCCAUUGAAGCAGAGCGUGAGGCCAAAUUAGCGCAAAAGCGCAAACGCGAAGACGAAGAAGAAGAAGCUGCUAAAGCGCGAGAGGAAAAACGCAGGAGAUUAGCUGAAGAAUCUAGGAAACAGAGGGAGGAAAGAGAAGCCGAAGAAGAGAGAAAGAGGAGGAAAAGAUUAGGAUUGCCGGAAUUGGUUAAAGAGGAUGCGGAGGAAGUGGUGGAAGAUGAUAUUCCCGACGAGGAAUUGGUGUUGAAAUUACGGGAGAUGGGACACCCUGCGAAACUUUUUGCGGAGACUCAUAAACAGAGAUUAAGGAGGUUCAGGAAAUUGGGGGUGGUUAUGACGACGGGACCAAUUCCUACGACAUUGGUUUUGGUUGAGGAAAAGGAUAUGAAGGUCGAGGAUGUACCGAAGGAUGAGGAGGGGAGAAAAUAUCUGUUCAGACAGUUGGCGAGUUAUUUUACGAUGGUUUUACAAGAGUGGGAACAUGCGCUGGAGAAAGAGAAGAGGGAUACGUUUGCUAGUAAGGCGGCUUAUAAUGCCAUGGUACAGAGUAAAGAUAACAUGACUCCUCUCUUUCGCAAAUUCGAAAAGGGAGAUCUAGAUGAGGAUAUUCUAGGCCCGGUUGUGGAGAUUGUCAAAGCAGCGCAGGAAAAACGAUACGUCGAUGCAAAUGAUGGGUAUCUACGUCUUAGUAUUGGAAAGGCUGCAUGGCCAAUCGGUGUGACGAUGGUGGGUAUUCACGAGCGUAGUGCACGCGAGAAAUUACAUGAGACUGAUAAGGGACAUGUGAUGGGAGAUGAAAUCACGAGAAAGUUUUUGCAGAGUAUUAAGAGGUGUCUCAGUUUUGCUCAGGUUAGAUGGCCUCCGGAGGAUAUCAGGCAACUGAUGGGUUGAGAAAAGGUAGUUAUAUUUUAGAGCUUGCGGCUCGAGGGAGCUUACAAUUGGUUUCCCAUCUGCGUCUUUGAGCCUACGUCCAUUUUGGGCUCCAAAGUGCUGCGUGUAGCACCACCUAAUUUAAAGUAUUGUUAUAUUUUGCUGUUUGAUUUGUUUCA